Messenger RNA from Helianthus annuus (common sunflower), 2557 nucleotides. RefSeq lists its product as uncharacterized. The record is from RefSeq and is a predicted model, not a curated record. Bases 534 to 2360 code for a protein of 608 amino acids. Lineage: Eukaryota; Viridiplantae; Streptophyta; Magnoliopsida; Asterales; Asteraceae. The transcript has 2 exons.
UACUCCACUUGUGCAAACAUCCUCUUUCUCCAUUCCUCUCUCUCAUCUCUCUCUCUCUCUCUCUCUCUCUCUCUCUCUCUAGAAUACAACAUUCAUUGCAAUCAGUUUUCUAUAUCUAUCAACUGUUGUUCUCGUUGGAUUCUCAUGACUUAAAUGGCGUCUUAGAUCUACUAACUUCGCCUAAUUUUGCCUCUUGAGGUGAAUGAAGCUUAAAGACUUGUCAGUAAGGAGGAAUAGAGAGUUUGCAGAUCUAAACAUACCAAUCUAUGUUGACUACGUAAUCGGAUUUUAUCCCAGAAAUGUUAUCAGAUACGCCUCCCAACCGAGGUGUUUACAUAACUCGAUAAGGUUGUCGGCAACCGCCAACUGAAUGGACAGGUCAGACACAUCAGGCUUUGUGAGUGGUGGAGCUAGUGCUAGCCUAUUGGAAACCUUUCUAUUUCUGUUCAUCUUAAUUUACAAAUCUUUGUAGCUGUCAUAAUUAUUCCCCUAAACUAACCACAACCUCUUCAAAGUUCAAAUCCUUCAUAGCAAUGGUUUACAGUAACCCCAAAAUGGAUCUCAACAAUAGUCUAGCAUUUGUUUCUUGUAAUGGUAACAGCAAUACCACAUUAAGUUUAGACUGCUUCGGUUAUGGUGGAAACACGGGUCCCAGACAUGAAACCGCCUGUGAAAAAUCGAAAGAGCAGAACACGAACAUCGCACCCGAUGACGGAUGCAGGCUGGUCCUCGGGUUAGGACCCACCCCAAGUGUAUAUUCUAAUGAUUAUUAUUCAAGCUCAACUAAAAAGCCAGCCUCGGUUUCCAACACAGGGUUGUCGUGCGAGGGUGGUGAUUCGGUACUCAAACUUGGUCUUUCGGAUCAUUGUUUUACAUCAGUGAACGACGUAUCAUGUUAUUCUCAGAAAGUUAUCGAUGAGGGUUCGACGUCUGCGAAGAAAUCAGGUGGCUAUAUGCCAUCACUGCUUCUGGCUCCGCGGAUGCAAAUGCACAAUCUGUUGGAGCCAGGGGAGAACUCGUAUCAUGGGCCGCAGUUAAGCUCAGAGCCAUCGGCUAUCUCGGAUUAUUCUAUGGGAACAAUGUCCGACCAUCAAACCGGCAAUUCGAAGAAAUGUAGGUUUGAUGGGUGCACGAAAGGGGCUAGAGGUGCUACAGGGCUCUGUAUCGGUCAUGGUGGCGGUCAAAGAUGUCAAAAACCGGGGUGUAAUAAAGGCGCGGAGAGUCGAACUGCAUACUGUAAGGCUCAUGGUGGAGGCAGGCGGUGUCAGCAUCUCGGCUGUACGAAAAGUGCAGAAGGUAGGACGGAGUUUUGCAUAGCUCAUGGUGGUGGGAGGCGGUGUGGCCAUCCGUCGGGCUGCAGUAAAGCCGCUAGGGGCAAGUCGGGUCUGUGUAUUAAACACGGUGGUGGAAAGAGGUGUAAAGUGGAGGGAUGCACUCGCAGUGCCGAAGGACAGAUCGGUCUGUGCAUUUCGCAUGGUGGAGGCCGGCGGUGCCAGUUUCAAGGGUGCAGUAAGGGAGCUCAGGGAAGCACUAUGUAUUGUAAAGCUCAUGGUGGCGGAAAACGUUGUGUUUUUGCGGGUUGUACCAAGGGUGCUGAAGGUAGUACCCCGCUUUGUAAAGCCCACGGUGGCGGAAAACGAUGCCUUUAUGAUGGUGGUGGCAUUUGCCCGAAAAGCGUCCAUGGUGGGACUAACUUUUGCGUUGCUCAUGGUGGCGGCAAGAGGUGUUCUGUCCCCGGUUGUACUAAAAGCGCGCGAGGCAGAACCGACUGCUGCGUGAAGCACGGUGGCGGGAAGCGGUGCAAAUUCGAAAACUGUACCAAGUCUGCUCAAGGCAGCACUGACUUCUGCAAAGCCCACGGUGGCGGAAAGCGGUGCAACUGGGGCGGAGAAGGGAAGUGUGAGAAGUUUGCCAGGGGGAAGAGUGGGUUGUGUGCGGCCCAUGCUAGUAUGGUCCAGGAAAAAGAAGCUAACGUAAACAAAAGGGGCGGUUUCGGAAUCGGUCCUGGACUCUUCCAUGGGGUUGUUCAAGCGCCAGCUUCAACUGUCAUGAGCAGCUUUGACAACACAUACUCUUCAUCAGGAGUCAGCAUUGUUUCCGACUCCAUCGACUCACGCGAAAGGCCGACUAAACGGCAACAGUUGAUCCCACCACAAGUACUGGUUCCACCAUCGAUGAAGCACCCAUUUUCAUCAUCAUUUACAAUGCAGUUGAGCUCGGAUCAUGGCGGAGAAAGAAGCGAAAAUGGCAACAGUAGGAAGAGUUUGGAGUUUGUGGUUCCGGAGGGGAGGGUUCACGGUGGCGGUCUGCUAUCAUUGCUCGGAGGAAACUUGAAGAAUGCCACCAUUGAUGGGGUGUGAUGAAGUUUAGAUUGUUAAAGUUUCAAAUUUUAGGCAAGUGUUUUGAUUUUUUAAGGUGGUUUGUAUGUGUGUAUAAAUGCCUUUAAUAGGUGAACAUUUCCUGUUAAUGUUGUUGUAUCAUAACAAUAAGAAUGUGGUGUUUUCUUUUUGUUGUAUAUUAUUACCAUUACUAUUAUAACUAAGCUUAUUUUUAUGUC